Molecule: messenger RNA, 882 nt
Organism: Penicillium digitatum Pd1
Lineage: Eukaryota; Fungi; Ascomycota; Eurotiomycetes; Eurotiales; Aspergillaceae
Product: intradiol ring-cleavage dioxygenase
Biological process (GO): catechol-containing compound metabolic process
Molecular function (GO): catechol 1,2-dioxygenase activity; ferric iron binding
Source: RefSeq, a predicted model, not a curated record
AUGGCAACGCACCGCUUCGAUCCCACCUUCACGGACAAAGUCAUCAAUGCGAUGGGUCCCAAGACCACCCCGCGCAUGCGCCAGCUCAUGGCCGGCCUCAUCAAGCACAUGCACGACUAUGCGCGCGAGGAGGAGCUCACCGUCGAGGAGUGGAUGGCCGGCGUGCAGAUGCUCAAUUGGGCCGGACAGAUGAGCAACGACAAGCGGAACGAGGGGCAGCUAGUGUGCGAUGUACUAGGACUGGAAUCCCUCGUCGACGAAAUCACCUUCACUCUCGCCGAAGAAGCGCAGGAUGCACCCACAGCCACAGCCAUCCUGGGCCCGUUCUUCCGCGCUGACACACCGUACCGCCAGAACGGCGAGAUUAUCGUCAAGACGAAACCUGCCGAUGCUGAGAUGGCCUUCAUGCACGGUCGCGUGGUUGACUUCCAAACCAAGAAACCUCUCGUCGGGGCGACGGUUGAGGUGUGGCAGGCUUCUACGAACGGGUUGUACGAGCAGCAGGACCCUGAGCAGGUGGAGUUCAAUCUGCGCGGCAAGUUCAAGACGGACGAGGAUGGAAAGUACUCGUUUUACUGCCUGCGUCCGACGCCCUACCCCGUUCCUAACGAUGGUCCUGCUGGCAAGCUUCUUGAGCUGAUGGAUCGGCACCCUUUCCGCCCUGCUCACAUUCACAUUAUUGCUACCUACGAUAACUACCGACCUUUGACCACGCAGAUCUUCGACCGCAAGGACAAGUACCUUGACAACGACUCGGUGUUUGCUGUGAAGGACUCGCUCGUUGUGGACUUUGUGCCGCGCAAAGACGAUCCUCAAGCUGCCAUUGAACUUAAAUACGAUGUGAAACUGGUCAAGUUCGAGGCUAGUACCAAUAGCGCAUGA